ACUGACCUCAUACUUUUUCAUCGUCUAUCAAGCCUUCUUUUCCAAUGCAGAGGCGCAGACGAUCAAAAGCGAACAGUUGACUUUCUGGGAUAUUAGUAUUAUAUAGCGGACGGGACGGGUCCAUAAUGGAUUAUUCGUUGUGAUUUGUUUCGACUGUAGGAUUUAUAAGAAACUGUCUCAUUGUUUAGGAGUAAAAGAAGGAUACACGUUGACAAAAGACGCUUAUGAGGCUCCGAAAGUGAAGGGAAAAAAAUAAAAGCCAUAAGAUGGACCUGAGGUUACUCUUCAUAUCAAUAUUAUUAGGUGUCAUUUGUUACAGCAGCGCACAGCAAGAGGGCAACGAGUGCAUUAAAGCCAACGUGUUAUCUUGCGGAGAUUGCAUACAAGUGGGGGCUAAAUGUGGAUGGUGCACUGAUAUAGACUUUCUAAAACAGGGAGAACCCACAUCGGCUCGCUGUGAUGAGCUGGAGUCGCUCAAGAAAAGAGGCUGUGAUGUCUCCAAAGUCGAGAACCCACGUGGGAGCCAACGUACCAUAAGAAACAAACCAGUGACCAACCGUAAGAAAGGAGCAGAGAAACUUCAACCCAAUGACAUCACACAGAUCCAGCCACAGGAACUCAAACUGAACCUUAGAUCUGGUGAGCCUCAGAAUAUUAAACUGAAGUUCAAGAGGGCUGAGGACUAUCCCAUUGACCUGUACUACCUUAUGGACCUGUCCUACUCAAUGAAGGAUGAUUUGGAAAAUGUGAAAAACCUGGGAACAAGUUUGAUGAAGGAGAUGUCCAAGAUUACCUCAGAUUUCAGGAUUGGUUUUGGCUCUUUUGUGGAAAAGACGGUUAUGCCGUAUAUCAGCACCACGCCAGCCAAGCUUCUAAACCCUUGUACCGGGGACCAAAACUGUACCAGCCCCUUCAGCUACAAAAACGUGUUGAAACUCACUAGCGAUGGGGAGCAGUUUAAUUCUCUAGUGGGGAAGCAACAGAUAUCGGGUAACCUUGACUCACCUGAGGGAGGAUUUGACGCUAUCAUGCAGGUGGCUGUUUGUGGGGAUCACAUAGGCUGGAGAGAUGUCACCCGUUUGUUGGUGUUUUCCACGGAUGCAGGUUUCCAUUUUGCUGGAGACGGAAAACUUGGCGGAAUCGUUCUUCCCAAUGAUGGAAAAUGCCACCUGGAAAACAACAUGUACACAAUGAGCCAUUAUUAUGAUUAUCCCUCCAUCGCCCACCUGGUUCAGAAACUGAGUGAAAACAAUAUUCAGACCAUAUUUGCUGUCACACAAGAAUUUCAGCCUGUUUACAAAGAACUUAAAAACUUAAUUCCAAAGUCUGCAGUGGGCACGCUGUCAGCAAACUCCAGCAAUGUUAUCGAUCUUAUUAUUGAUGCCUACAAUUCUCUCUCCUCCGAGGUCAUUCUGGAGAACAGUAAACUUCCUGAGGGAGUGACCAUCACCUAUCAAUCACACUGCAAAAACGGUAUAGUGAAUGAUGGAGAAAAUGGAAGGAGGUGCUCCAACAUCUCCAUCGGAGAUGAGGUAUCCUUCAGCAUUAAUAUCACAGCUCAGGGUUGCCCCAGACAAGGCAAAGAAGAAGUAAUUAAGAUUAAACCUUUGAGCUUUACUGAGGAGGUCAAGAUCACCCUCAACUUCAUCUGCGAGUGUGACUGUCACAAGCAGGGCAUCAAAAACAGCGACUUGUGCCAUAAUGGCAACGGCACAUUUGAGUGUGGAGCCUGCAGGUGCAAUAAGGGACGUGUUGGCAGACAGUGUGAAUGUCGUAAAGACGAGGUGUCCACUGAGGACCUGGACAAGAAUUGCCGUAAGGACAACGGCACGGACAUCUGCAGUAACAAUGGCGAGUGCGUGUGCGGCACCUGCGAGUGCAAGAAGAGAGACAAUCCUGAGGAACGCUACAGCGGCAAGUUCUGCGAGUGCGACAACUUCAACUGCGACCGUUCCAACAAUAAACUCUGCGGAGGACACGGCCGUUGUGAGUGCAGGGUUUGUGUCUGUGAUGCUAACUAUACUGGAAGCGCAUGUGACUGCUCUCUGGACACCUCUACCUGCCUCGCCUCCAACAAGCAGAUCUGUAAUGGCAGAGGGAUUUGUGAGUGUGGGACCUGCAGGUGCACAGACCCCAAGUUUCAGGGUCCCACCUGUGAGAUUUGCCCCACCUGCCCUGGAGUCUGCACUGAACACAAGGAGUGUGUGCAGUGUCGGGCGUUUGGCACCGGAGAGAAGAAAGACACUUGUGAGAGAGACUGUAGUUACUUUAAUCUCAUCAAGGUGAAGGACAGAGACAAACUCCCUCAACCCGUCCAGGCCUUCCCCCUCAUGCACUGCAAAGAGAGAGACGCUAAUGACUGCUGGUUUUACUACACAUACGCUGUCAAUAACACUGAGAAGGAGGUCCAUGUUGUGGAAGAAUUAGAGUGUCCGCCGGGUCCUGACAUCAUCCCCAUUGUGGCGGGUGUGGUCGCGGGCAUCGUUCUGAUUGGUCUAGCCCUGCUACUGAUCUGGAAGCUGCUCAUGAUCAUUCAUGACAGACGCGAGUUCGCCAAGUUUGAGAAAGAGAAGAUGAACGCCAAGUGGGACACGACAGACAAUCCAAUUUACAAGAGCCCUAUUAAUGAAUUCCAGAAUCCAAACUAUGGACGUAAAGCUGUUGCUCUCUAAGGAGAAAAUCCUAUUUAUAAGAGCGCUGUAACAACUGUCAUCAACCCCAAAUAUGAAGGCAAAUAAUGGACAUCGAUGUCACAACUCAAGAGUGUUUUGGAAGGAACGGGCCAUGUUGAUAUCCUAUAUUUUCCUUUCAUUUGUUUCACAGUUUAUUUGUAUUAUUUUUGAAACUAUAUUGUAGUGUUAGAUAGCUGUAUUUUAUCAAAGACUGGCUGCCCCCCUCCCUGUACAGUUUGUAUAGACUUUAUAUUUACAUCUAUUUCUUUAUGUAAACAUUAUCUCUUUUCACACAGAAGCAUUUUGCUUUAAAUAUGGUGCAAAAGGAUCCAUAAAUCCCUCUAAAAAAAACAGGAUCAUAUUUACUUUUUCAUGAUGCUGAUAGUGUGUAUGUUGUCAUAGGACCGCUUGAUGAAUGUGUAUUUGAUUUCAGAUUGUCAAGUGAAUUGAAACUAUCUUCUCUCUGAUCAUCAUUGUAAACUGGGAAGAUUUGAUUUGUUGUGCUAAUAAUCUAUGCAUAUUUGUUUGCUGUUAUAGAUUUUAUUUUAUGCCAAAAACAUGUUUAAGGCAAUGCAAAACACUUAACUGUUAAAAUGACACGUGUCCUGUGAUCAUAACUUUAUGCUGAAAAUGUUGUCUGUGCAUUUUAUAUGUCAUGAAAGGAUUAUGUGGUGAAGUUUUAUUAUGUGGCUCUUAAUGAGUAUCAGUGUAUUCAGGUGAUAUCCUGAUGUUAAUCGGUAUAGGAAGACAAAUGCCAUAAAACUGCUCAUUAGAAAUGGGCACACUUGUUAUUCUCCACAAAUGAAGGAUUUUAAUGUUAUGUAAAAGCUUACAUUAGUGUUCAAUGAGCAUACAUGAUCAUCUUUGUAAUUUGAAUGUGAAGACAUGUUAAAUUAAAGUUGUAAUAAUUCACAAAUAUGAAGUCAGAUAUAAAAUCUAAAUGCUACAAAAACUCUUAGCAGUAAGUGUUGCUUAAAAACAAAAUGAAGAAAAUGAAAAUGAAGAAUUAGAGAGUUGUUUUGUGUGCAGAGGUUCAUAUCUAAUGCUCAGCGGUACAAAUAAACAUGUUUUACAUCUUUAACCCUCAUAUUAUGUUCCGGGUCAAUUUGACCCGUUUUGAUUUUUAAGCUGUCGGAUAAACCAGUUAACCUGUGAUUUUAUUCUUGAAAUUUUGUGACUUUCUCAUUUAUGGCCAUGAACAUGCAUGCAAAGUUUAGACAUGCUGAUAUGUUUUGAAGUGUACCUAAAUUAUUUUGUAACGAUUUUGAGGUUCGCAGGUCAAUUUGACCCGCAUUUUGUUUUGCUCCAAAGCAAUUAUAUAGACCUAAAUUAA
This is a messenger RNA of Misgurnus anguillicaudatus (oriental weatherfish), 4005 nucleotides long. The record is from RefSeq and is a predicted model, not a curated record. NCBI's taxonomy places the organism in Eukaryota, Metazoa, Chordata, Actinopteri, Cypriniformes, Cobitidae.